Molecule: messenger RNA, 1752 nt
Organism: Peronospora belbahrii
Lineage: Eukaryota; Oomycota; Peronosporomycetes; Peronosporales; Peronosporaceae
Source: the annotation of a GenBank genome assembly
AUGGCACGAGUCUUUGUCACAAAACGAGAGCGACUAGACCUUAUUCAGCAGGGCGAUGACAUGUUCCUUGAGGUCCAAGAACGGCUAUACGAUGCCAAGAUGCAAUGUGCAGCACCUGAAAAGGACAAGAUUGUAACGUCGCUGGAAACAUUUACUGUCUACGGCACGCUAGACGCUGUGACAGAUUUGUACUUGAAAGACGACGUCAAGAUGGUCUUGGACUUUGCCGAGUCACGAGAAUUGAUCGUGCUUAAACCCAAUACAAAACAGCGGCCAUUGGACCGCACAAGUCUUCGAUGGUCACUGUUCCACUUGCCAAGUCGUCUCUUAGGCAAAGACCAAGACUUUUGCUACUUAGAAGUCAUGAAGCCUUUUGGAACGGCCGAUGGACGUCGUGGCUGGGCGAGGUGCUCCAAUUCAAUUACACAUAAGGCUUUUUCGGCGCUCCAAAGUGCGCAACGGACCGACGUGAAUCGAGCAGAACUUUUCUACUGCGGACUGUUUUUCGAGGAGACGGAUCAGCUUGGACGACUCAAUGUCACCGUGUUUUACAAUAUUAAGGGACACCAUGCCACAUCUAUACUGGCCCCGAGAGUGUUAAAGGCGCAAUCAAAACGGACUAUUGAGCUCGUGAAUCACUACCUCAAAAUGUCGGCUAUGAUGCUGAAGUCCAGGAAAGUUUCGCUUACGAGAGCACUGCAAUUGCAAGCUGAGAGGCGAUGUGGCGCCUGUGCAAACUAUUUAUCGAUCUGGAAGUGCAAGGAGAGGUGCGCUUUGUGCAGAUCGUUGAUGUGCAAUAAAUGCAACGACAUUGUGUCGCGGAACUACAGAGUGAAACGAGUCACUCGCGAACAGGUUGUAUGCUUCUCCUGCGCACAUUGGCGUGGCACAAAGAUCGGUCAUAUGGCGGAAACAAAACACAAUAAUCUGCAAGACAGCAGCGGUGGCGGGUUAGCUGUUAAGACGCAAAGCAACUCGAAAGCUUGCCAAGAAAAAACAACGCAAGAUGAAAGCAUAUUUCCAUGGAGCAACGAGGACCAUUCUAACUGGUUUGAUGAUGAAGCCAAACCGUCAUUCGUGCUUGCUCAAGAGAAUCAAGUGCCUCAACAAUCGAAGCCUUGCGAGCAAAAACCGUUCCACCAAAACUUGACUCCCACCCGCCAUUCCGAAUUUGUCCCGCACGAGACAUUACGUUUGCCGACUGAACGCGCAGAACAUCACCGACGGCGUUGUAAUACACGUGUGUCAACCCGUCGACCAUCAACCGGAGUGGAUGAUGAUUUCAUUGCGCCUCGCCAACGUCGAGCGACAGGAAAUUCUAGAUUAUCAGCUAGAGCGAAAUCAACGAGUUGUGCCGGUAGCCAAAUUUGCGGUGACAAUGCAGAUUUCACCCCGGUGGGUAGCCAAGUUAACCUCGAUCUCGAGGACUUGAAUUGGCAGAUGCGACGCUGUAGGACUAACUCUGUUCCGGUUCAACCAAUGGAGUUAACAGAUGAAGGACGUCGUGACUCCAAGGCUUUUGCCCGCUACCAAAUCAUGCUAGAUGGAACACGCCAAUACGACCGCUCUUGCCAACCUCGCAUCGUGUCACAACGGCCAUUUUUGGUGGCAAAUUUACCAACGAGGACUAGUUAUCCGCAACCGUCUUUGAUCAGGUACUCGAAGGCAAAUCCGUGUGAUUUGUCGUACUUGGCUAGCUUCAAGCUGACGACAGAUCAAAACGAUCCGACACAAGCCGAGCAACUCACUUGA